Messenger RNA from Aspergillus ibericus CBS 121593, 956 nucleotides. Its product is annotated as short-chain dehydrogenase/oxidoreductase. Lineage: Eukaryota; Fungi; Ascomycota; Eurotiomycetes; Eurotiales; Aspergillaceae. The coding region runs from base 96 to 902 and encodes 268 amino acids. The record is from RefSeq and is a predicted model, not a curated record. Gene Ontology annotation, molecular function: oxidoreductase activity. The transcript is spliced from 2 exons.
GUCUGCAGUCUCCAUCUUCAUCACUCUCAUCUUCACUCCGUCUCAACUCUACCAUCUCAUUUCUCUUCCCCCCUUUCAUCCGCCAACUUCUCAACAUGCCUUUCAACUACUCCCAGGUCCUCAUCAUUGGCGCCACCUCCGGCAUCGGACGCGCCCUGGCCACCACUCUCGUGCAAAACAACAUCCCCGUCGUCAUCUCUGGUCGGCGCGAGGCCAACCUGAACGAGUUCGCCGCCCAGUACGGCUCGGACAAGGUCAAGACCAAGGUGUUUGAUGUGACAAAUCUGGAGAAGAUUCCCCAAUUUGCUGCCGAGGUCCUCGCGGAAAACCCUCAGAUCGACUUCGUCUUUGUCAACUCGGGCAUCCAGCGCCCCUUCGACUUCUCUAAGCCCUCCACCGUCGACCUCGGCAUCUUCGAUCAGGAGCUCGUCACCAACUACACGGCCCCCGUCUACCUCACCAAGGCCUUCUUGCCCCACCUCCAGGCCCAGAACAAGCCCACCGGACUUAUGUUCACCACCUCGCAGAUGGCCCUGGUCCCCAUGAUGCGCUGCCCCAACUACGGCGCCUCCAAGUCGGCUCUGCACCAUUUCAUUCUCGCCCUGCGCACUCAGGUCAGCGAGGGCCCCGGCAAUGUCAAGGUCUUCGAGAUCUUCCCCCCGGCGGUGCAGACGGAGCUGCAUGACGCGAAGCACCAGCCUGACCUGAAGGACGGCCACUUGAUCGGUAUGCCCUUGGAUGAGUUUGUUGGAAAUGUCUGGGGACAGCUGCAGCAGGGCGAGGAGCAGAUUGCUGUCGGUUCCGCCAAGGAGAUCUUUGAUGCCUUUGAGCCCAAGCGCCAGGAGCUGUAUGCCGGCAUGACGGCGCAGUUGAACGUGUUGAUCAAGCAGUUCUUGGUGUAAAUCUGGGGAUAAUUGAUGAUGAAUGUAUUAGAGCGUGUGUGCCUGUUAGUCCAG